Apus apus (common swift) is the source of this 2045-nucleotide messenger RNA. RefSeq names its product drebrin like (gene DBNL). The coding region runs from base 32 to 1417 and encodes 461 amino acids. Gene Ontology annotation, molecular function: actin filament binding. Gene Ontology annotation, biological process: positive regulation of dendritic spine morphogenesis; neuron projection morphogenesis; postsynaptic actin cytoskeleton organization. NCBI's taxonomy places the organism in Eukaryota, Metazoa, Chordata, Aves, Apodiformes, Apodidae. Gene Ontology annotation, cellular component: cortical actin cytoskeleton; site of polarized growth; postsynaptic density. The transcript has 14 exons. The record is from RefSeq and is a predicted model, not a curated record.
GGCCUGCGCCGAGCGGAGCGCGCGCGCUGUCAUGGCGCUGAACCUCAGCAAGAACGGGCGGGCGCUGCAAGAGGCCUACGGGCGGGUGGUGGCUGCGGGGAGCCCCACCGACUGGGCUCUGUUCACCUACGAGGGCAACAGCAACGACCUGCGUGUGGCCGGCUCAGGAGAUGGUGGUCUGGAGGAGAUGGUGGAGGAGCUCAACAGUGGGAAGGUGAUGUAUGCCUUCUGCAGGGUGAAGGACCCCAACUCUGGCCUGCCCAAAUACGUCCUUGUCAACUGGACUGGUGAAGGUGUUAACGAUGUGCGGAAAGGAGCCUGCGCCAACCACGUCAGCACCGUGGCCAACUUCCUCAAGGGGGCCCAUGUCACCAUCAACGCUCGGGCUGAGGAGGAUGUGGAGCCUGAGCUCAUUAUGGAGAAAGUUGCCAAGGCCUCAGGGGCCAACUACAAUUUCCACAAGGAGAGCAGCAAGUUCCAGGACUUGGGCCCCCAGGCUCCUGUGGGCUCCGUCUACCAGAAGACGAACGCGAUGUCGGAAAUCAAGAGGGUCAAUAAAGAUCAUUUCUGGGCCAAAGCUGAGAAGGACGAGGAGAACCGGCGGCUGGAGGAGCGGCGCCGGGCGGCAGGACGGGAGCAGCUCUGCAGAGCCAGAGCCUGUGAGAUGGAAGCCCAGAAGAGUCUCCAGCAGCAGCAGGAGGCUGAGGACAAGAGCAAGCAGCAGCAGCAGCAUUGGGCCCACGUGGAGCCCGGGCAGCCGAGGGGCUUCAAGAGGAGCGAGUCGGUGGAGAAAGCCCAGGAGGCUGCUGCCCUGGUGGCCCAGCGAGCUGUCAAUCCCCGGGACAUCUUCAAACAGAAGGAGAAGUCGGGGACAACGGGAACAGGGACGGGGUCCCAGCCAGGCAAACUCUGCAGCCCGUUCCUGCAGCAGGAGCAGGUGAACUCCGUGCCCAGCCCUGUCUCUCCUGCCCAGGAUGCCCCCCAGGGGUCCUUUGCCCCUUCCUCUGCCUGGGCAACACCCCCAGCCUCGCCAGGAUCUGCAGCAGGACAGACCUCGGAGUACAGUUCUGGGGCCUCAAGGUACUAUUCCAGCCUCCCAGCUUCCCAUGGGGAAAAGGCGAAUCUGUACGAGGAGCCACCAGAGCCCUUGGCCAUCUAUGAAGAACCUCCUCAGGAACACGCUGACAAUGCCAAAUACAACUAUGCAGUUGAGUACCAGGGACCACCAGAGCUGGUGGGGAAGGGGCUCUGUGCCCGGGCACUCUAUGACUACCAGGCAGCUGAUGCCACCGAGAUCUCCUUCGAUCCCGAGAACAUCAUCACCAACGUCGAGAUGAUCGACGAGGGCUGGUGGCGCGGCUACGGCCCCGACGGCCACUUUGGCAUGUUCCCGGCCAACUAUGUGGAACUGAUCUAGUGAGGGCCUGGAGGGGGCUGCUCCAGCCCCCGGGACCACUGCCCCGACCCUGCCCACUUCUUCCCCAUCGCGGGCAGCUUUUCUUUCUUCUUUAUUCUGGUUAUCUUUUGUCCUCCAAGCCAAGUGCCAUUGCCCGGCUCCCUCGGCACCAGCUCCUGUCCCCCAUCCCUGGGGAGGGGACAAAAUCCCACUGUCCUCCCCCCACUCGCCUUCAGAGCCUGGAUUCUCCUCCAGGGAAAAGGAGGGUGGUGGGGUGACAAAUCGAGGUGACAGAUCCCUCACAGGACAUGUUCAGGGGACACAUUCCCUCUUCUAACCUCCUGGCUACCACAGAGAAACCACUUGCCCCAUUUGGCCUCACCAGGUUGAUCUGAGCAUCCUGGGGGUGGGCAACAUCACCCAACCAGCCCCCUCCCAAGCACCCCCCGUGUCCCCACCAUGGGGCUUCACUCUGCCCUCCCUCCCAUUCAAACCAGGGUUGAAACCUUGGGGUGGUGGGAGGUGGAGCAAGUGGCUUGGGGUUGUGGUUUUUUUUUUUUUAGCAAAAUAACCCCCAAAUAAACCUGGGAGUGUGGGACUCCCCCCCCAUCACCCCAAAUUCACUGUGAACAAAGAAGAGCCCAACCCC